AUGACAAAAACAUCAAUGAUUAUUUAUAAUAAAAUAAUUUUGACAUUUUCCGCAAUAACUUUUACCCUCAUCGUCGCCUGCCCAGAUUUACAGCCCAAUAAUGUCCGCAGUUGGAGUCGGUUAAGAAGUUCGCAAACUGUUCAAGUUUCAAAUAUAAGAAAUUUAUCAUCGUGGUGCACAUGUUCAAGUGAACUUAUUGACGUUGAGAAUGAGACUGACUGCCACUGUGAAGGUAGAAAUUUAACAGAAAUUCCACAAUACUUAGACAACGUAACACUAUUGUCGAUAGCAAAUGCGAGAAUUAAAGCUUUAAGGGAGUAUGGUGUGGGGCGAUAUUCUAAGAAUUUAAAGGAUCUAUUUUUAAUAAAUCUAAAAGAAUUUUGCUACGUUGAACCGUACGUUUUCAGAGAGUUUAUACAUUUGAGAACAAUUUACAUUUCACAUUCACCAAAGCUUCAAUAUCUUCCAGCUGAAGUCUUUUAUCACACAUCAAAGAGCUUUAAGACACUACGAAUCAUUCAUUCCGGUUUAAUAGAAAUUCCUGAUCUGAAAUUUUUGUCAAAGACUGACAUUUUGCUUCAAUUAGAUUUUGAGGGAAACUUAAUCACGGAAAUUCCUGAAAAUUCUUUUCAAAUCAAAACGGAGCAGUUAAUUCUAGACAACAAUGUGAUUUCAACAAUUUAUCGGCGAGCUUUUAGUGGUUCAGAAAUUGGAAAAUUGAGCUUAAAAGGAAACAAGAAUUUAUGCACACUACAUGAGCUGGCAUUCGAUGGAAUCAUGACAAUUCGAGAGCUGGACUUGUCAAGCUCAUCAAUUGAGUCUCUGUCAACGAAAGGUCUUGAAAAGCUUGAAAUUCUUCGCAUACAAAACACUCCGUCAUUAAAGGAAAUUCCAUCAGUUUACAACUUUAAGAAUUUAGAAAAAGCUUACUUAACGCACCCAUUUCAUUGCUGUGCAUUCAAGUUUCCAUCACGUCACGACCCGCGACGUUAUAACGAACAUUUGCAGUUGAUAAAGCUUUCAAAGCACGACUGUGAAUCAAAACUGAAGAUGAAUGAGAGUUCGAGUGUGUUGAAUUAUUCGAUUAGGGAUGUCAGAGCGAUAAAAUUUAACGAGAGCGACAAAAUGACGGAGGCAAUGGGAUUGAUGGAUUUAUAUGACACAACGGAAACUGGCACUGAUAAUGAUAUUGAUAGAAUGGGAACAUUUAUGAACGGUCCUGUUGAUCCGCAUGAGAAUUUUGAGGCAAUGUGUGGAAAGUUUAAUUUUGCUACAAAAAAGGUUGUCGCAUGCUUUCCAAAACCAGAUGCAUUGAAUCCUUGUGAAGAUGUCUUUGAAUUAAUAUGGCUCAGAGUGUCUGUUUGGAUAGUAAUAUCAUUGUCUGUGGUUGGGAAUGUAGCUGUAUUGAUUGUUUUGCUUUCAAACCAAAGCGAAAUAACUGUUCCCAAAUUACUUGUUUGUAAUUUGGCAUUUGCAGACUUGUGCAUUGGAGUUUAUCUGUUUCUCAUUGCACUGAUUGAUUUAUAUUCCACAAAUGAAUACUUUAAUUAUGCAUUUGACUGGCAGUAUGGUAUAGGCUGCAAGUCAGCAGGCUUCCUAAAUGUUUUCGCAGCACAUCUGUCAAUAUUUACUCUUACAAUCAUCACAAUAGAACGUUGGUUUGCAAUAACAAAAGCAGUUUUCAUUAAUCGCCGGUUAAAAAAACGAACAGCAAUUUAUAUUAUGAUUUGUGGAUGGAUAUACUCGAUAAUUAUGGCAAUGCUGCCUUUGUUUGGAAUAAGUAAUUAUUCAUCGACUAGCAUUUGCAUCCCUAUGGAAUUGAAUGACUUACCGGACAAAUUUUACUUAAUAACAGCAGUAGUACUCAAUUCAUUGGGAUUCAUUAUCGUUGUGGUUUGUUACAUUCAAAUUUAUCUGAAUCUGGGAAAUCAAGACUUUACCAAGCCACAUGCAUCAAAUCGAGACAUGGUUGUGGCAAAGAAGAUGGCUUUAUUGGUCUUCACAAACUUUGCAUGUCUUGCUCCAAUAAUAUUUUUUACAAUUUUUGCACUAGCUGGUCACAGCUUAAUAACAGUCACACAGUCAAAAUUCAUCAUUGUUUUCUUUUAUCCCCUCAAUUCCUGCGCCAACCCAUACCUUUAUGCCAUCCUUACGUCACAGUAUCGACGCGAUGCAAUUAUGCUUGUUUCAAAACUUGGAAUUUUCAAGAAUUACGCAAAUCGAUACAAGCAUGUCUAUCGUCAUCCAUCAAAUUCAAUUCCAUUAAAUACAAUAAACGGAUCACAAUGUUCCAAUUUGAGGAAGGCAAAUGGUGAAAAGUUGAUAACUUUAUGCACUUAA
This is a messenger RNA of Chironomus riparius, 2340 nucleotides long. Lineage: Eukaryota; Metazoa; Arthropoda; Insecta; Diptera; Chironomidae. The record is from the annotation of a GenBank genome assembly.